GGCAAUUCAUUCAAGAUGACAUCAAUGUCACGCCGGGAGUUGGAUGAUAUCAAACCAUGGGUUGAAAAAACCGUGAAGCGUGUGCUAGGAUUCCCGGAGCCUACGGUUGUCACAGCAGCUCUUAACUGUGUAUCAAAGGGCUUCGACCAAUCACAAACUACAGAAAUGCUUCAACCUUUGCUUGAAAAAUCCGCUCCCAAAUUUGUGACAUUGUUAUUUGAAACAAUGCAGGAAGUUGAAACAUCAAGAAAGAUGAAUAAACCUCGCAAAAGAACAUUUAAGGAGGAUGAAUCAAUGGAAGAGAUUGUUAAGCCAAAGAAGUCAAAAUUACCAGCUCAUUUUUCUGAUGAGUUAGAAGCUCCAUUACCAGAACCUACCCCAAGCCCUGGCCAGUUAACUGCUGCUCAGAUUAAAGAAAUGAUGGCACAUGCACGAAAACAAAUUACAGCAAGGAAAGAGCAGAUAGAUGCAAUGGGCAUGAUGCGGAAGUCAUCAAUAGCCCCAGUAAUUCCAUUGAACCAAAGUCAACAACUAGCAAAGGAGGCUCUAGAGAAGGCUAAGAGAGCUGCAGAAAUCCAGGCCAGAAUCCAGUCCCAGAUGGCAAGCACAGGCCUAGGAAUCAAACAUUUGUCCAAACCCACACCAUUGAUUCUUGAUGACCAAGGGCGGACAGUUGAUGCUAGUGGCAAUGCUAUACAGCUAACACAGAGAAUGCCAACACUGAAGGCUAAUAUUCGAGCCAAGAAAAGGGAGGAAUUUAAGGCAGUGCAGGAUAAACCGGACACACAACUUGAUGAGACGCACAAAUUCUUUGAUCAUCGCGUUAGCCUACAACCCGCAUUAAGACCCAAGAAAGCAUUUAAAUUCCAUGAAAAAGGCAAAUAUCAAUUGAUUGCACAAAGGGUUAGAGCCAAGGCCCAACUUGAGAAACUUCAAAGUGAGAUUGCCCAAGCUGCUAAAAAGACAGGGAUCUCAUCAGCUGCAAGAUUGGCACUCAUCCAACCAAAGAAAGUCUUGAGAGAAGAUGAAAUACCAGAUGUGGAGUGGUGGGAUUCUGUGAUCUUGCAUGUAGAUUCUUACAAUGGGUUACAAAACAAGGAUAAACGUGAAUGUAUUGUUGGCAUUACACAUCUUGUUGAGCAUCCAAUUCAAUUGAAGCCACCAGGUGAUAAAGAUGCAGCAGUGGAAGUGCCAAUCUUUCUGACUAAGAAGGAAAGGAAAAAAAUCCGUAGACAGUCAAGAAGGGAAGCUGAUUUAGAAAAACAAGAGAAAGUAAGGUUAGGUCUAGAACCACCUCCAGAACCAAAAGUGCGAAUGGCAAACUUGAUGAGAGUAUUGGGAAAUGAAGCCGUCCAGGAUCCGACAAAGGUCGAAGCUCAUGUCAGGGCUCAGAUGGCUAAGAGACAAAGGCUACAUGAGGAAGCAAAUGCUGCACGAAAAUUGACGGAUGAACAGAAACGAGAAAAGAAAAUGAACAAGAUUCGGGAAGAUACGUCAAAUGGAGUUAACGUUUCUGUUUACAGAGUGCGUGAACUUAACUGUCCAUCUCACAAAUUCAAAGUUGAAGCUAAUUGCAAGCAGUUGUUGAUGACUGGUUUAGUGGUUAUGUUCAAGGAUGCUAAUGUAGUCGUAGUUGAAGGCGGUCCAAAACAACAAAAGAAGUUCAAAAGACUUAUGAUGAACAGAAUUAAAUGGGAUCAAGAUAAACGAAGAAAAAAUGUACACGAUGACGAUUCCGAUGAGGAAGAACAGAGGAAGGUAAACAAGUGCUUAUUGGUAUGGGAAGGGACAACGAUGGAGCGUUCAUUUGGAGACAUCAAGUUCAAACAAUGCCCUACGGAGUCAAUGGCGCGGGAAGUGUUUAAGAAACAUGGUGUGGAACACUAUUGGGAUUUGGCUCACAGCGAAGCUGUAAUUGAGGCGUCCCAAGAUUUGUAAUUAGAUUCAGUUCCAAUGCGAAUGAUUAUUCUUGCGUUUUAAGUUUGGUAAAUUCCAGGUAUUUUGAAAUAUCCCAACGGUAAGGAUCCAUUAUACAUUUGACUACAUUACAAUGUUUUGUUAUAUUCUUCUUGUUAUUUUUUCAAACUUCCAAUAAUGUAAGGAAUUAGGAGAAGUAAUGUAAAAAAAUAAUAUUAGAUAAAGGUAUAUGAAGAUGAAAUGGUGUAGGUUUGUACUGUAAAUUCAUGCGUAUAAGACGAUACAUGUAGUCAACUCCCAAGUUUGAAUACAGAUUCCUGGAGUGUCAGUCAUACAUAACAUCUGGCCUAUCAGAACAUGUAAUUCAAUUUGUGGGACCAGUAAUAAUGUGCAUGUCCAACACACAAGUUUACAUUCAGGAUUUCACUUUGUGGGACCUUAGCAAAAAUAUCCAAGAGGUAGGGCUUAACAAAUAGUCCAUGCCGAAUAAUUUGUUUGUACUAUUACUCUCUGCCCUCCCCUCCCCUCCCCCUCCCCCCACAACUUUCUACUGUUCUAAACAUAUCAGGCUAUGAUGCACAAUUGUUACUAGACUACUGGUUUACAAUGGAAGAAAAUGUUAUUAGCCCAGAGUGUAAUUUUGGUGGACUUCAUAGCCUUGAUUAAUAUUAAAUCUUGCCCUGACACAUAAGAUGACUUUUGACUUAGAACAUGCAAAUUCAGCUGUCUUCUUAUACAUGGGAAUUUACAACAUGUACAGACAUGGUAAGAUUCUCCUACCUACCCACAACUUUACCAAUGUAAUGUGAUAUGGGUUGGAGUUUUUUCUUCUUGUCGCAGGUACAUUACUGUUGUGUUUGCAACAAGACCAGUGUGUCAUAAUGAUUGACGUCAGGUGAGCCCAACAUCGCCAGCAAGUACGUAUAGUCAUUCAAUCAAUAUAUAAAGUAUGUAUACCAAAUAUAUGUACAAUGUCACUGGUUUUGUAUGUAUAGAAACCUUUUGAAGAAAAGGUGGUGUGAUAAGAAAUAAAUGCAUCCAAACUGUUAAUUUUAUUUCCUGUUAUGUAUUACUUUUAAGAAUUGUGAUUAUUUUAUGUAAAUUUUCUUGAGCCACACAUAUUUUGGUGUGUUUUUAAAAAGUUGUUACAUUGUCAAAGUGCGUUGUUACAAUGUGUUAAACGUGCAUGUAGCUAAGAUUUUUUAGUUUUUUAAAUAAAUAACAUUGAAAAGUUGAACUUUCAUAUGUUUGAAUUCUGUUAUUGUGGAUUUUUGGAAAUUGUCAUUUUUUAUCAAAUUAAUUUAUAUGGCCAAUAAAUCUUUUUCAAAAUCAGUAGAAAUUUAAUUUGUUUCUGUUAGCAAACAAAAGGUAUUAAGUUGAAUAUACUGCUAAUAGGCACUUUUUGCAGCCUGUAGUUACCUUGGAAAAUGUAGUAACAAAACCCUCCUUUAGACAGUAACUUCUCAUUUCCAAACUCCUGUUGUUGCCGUUUCUUUUUUUUCAUUGAAGUGUAAUAGAAAAUAUUGACAAUUUAAUGUACAAAGAUCAAAAAGUCCUUAAAUUUCCAUGUCAUGUGUACAUUCAAAAAAUUAACAGGCACUUUUUCUCCUCCCCUCUUCACAAAUGCUAAUCCACUUGAUUCUAUAGGGAAUUAAUUUGGUGUCAAAUUUACUCUGAACAAUUUCAGUUCAUCAUAUGAAAGUACAACUUUAGCUAAGCCUUGUUCAGACACACCAAAUCUGUUGUAUUUUGUUGUGUUUUCAUAGACUUGCUGGCCAGUGAACGGCUACAAGAGGUCAUUAUUAAAGGUAAUGUAUUUUAUGAAUAAUAAUUACAUGAUGUCUCAAAGGAAAGUUCCAGAGUUAAAUGUUAAUUUGAAUACAUUUAUUCCUAACAUCUUUGUUAGGAAAUAAAAUGCUGUAUUAUUUGGCAUAUUGCAAAUUUUUAUUAUAUUCCCUACUUCAGUUUUCAAAAACAAAUGUGAGCCUUCAAAGAUUAGUAAUUUAACACUCUGUAAUUUAAGUAUUAGUAUCACUUUUGAUUGACUUAUGCCAAUGCUGGUUUUUCACUACCGAGUUCAGGGUACCAAUAAGUACGUAAUUAAACGUACUACAUAUUUUUAUUAAAUAUUUUAUCUCUAGAACUCUCCUUUAAUAUAGUAUAAACAUGCAUGAAUAAACGAAUACAAGAAAAAUACAAAACAAAAAAAUUUAAUUGCUAUUUUAAUGCUUCUCUGGCAAUGUUUAAUUUGAAAAUAAAGCAAGUACUUAGUUGGGCAGUUAAAGAUAUACUAUCAAUCAAAAGAUAAUACCUCAAGAAUUCAUAUAAAAUUUUGAAUAACUUGUUUAAAAGGAUUAAAUAAAUUAUUAGCUUCCACCAAGAAACAGAUCGAAAAAGAUUUACAGACAUUUUAGUACAAAAUCCUUCCAUUGAUUACCUGCCAAUUAUGAUUUUUGUACUAAAAUGUCUGUAAAUCAGGGAAAACUGGUUUUUUUUUUACCUGUUUCUUGGUGGAAGUUUAUAAUAUAUUUGAUUCUUUUAAAUGAGCUCUCCAAAUUUCUUUUUUUAAUUUCUGAAGUAUUUUCUUGUAUUUUGACUGUUAGUACAUCUUACUAAAUACUAAAUGUUAUCUUGCCAUCUAGUCAGGGAUUAACAUUAUAUUCUUCAUUUAUACAUUGUAUCUUCAGUCUGUUAAAUAAUGUUCUGAAAACCAAACUGUAUCUAAGCAUGGAGGUAUAAAUCUAAGCUACUGUAUCAAGCUAUGAGAAUAGUAUAGUGGCAACAGUGGCAGCACCAGUGGGGUGUCCAGGGGUCAAAGUGUCCUUGUCAGUAAAGAAGCCAAUCAUUAAUAUGUUGGGUAAUACUGCCUUGAUAAGCAUUAACACAAGAUGCCAAGGAGCAUUUGUGUAUUUCUGCCUUCAAAAUGGCCUCCGAGUCAUUAAGUGCCACCAUUAUCUAGCAAAGUCAUAUAAUGGUGGUAUUGUUCAAUAUGUGCUUAAUCCUAUUAGAAUGUUACUGUCAUGAAUUUACAACAGCAAUUGAUGAAGUAAAAUAUUUCCUGGAAAAGCUUUUAUUCAUGUUUAGCACUCAAGUAUUUGAACAAUUAGUUAAUAACACAAAGGAGACUUAUAAUUCCAAUAUUGUAUGAGAAAGAGUAACAGGGAACUUAGAGUUUGAAAUUCAGUUUAGCUUAAGGCUGGUAAUUACUGUACAAAACUUCUCUAUUCAUUCAAAUUUCCUUAAAAGAAAUAAAAAUAAAUGUAUAAUAUCAAUUUGGCUGAAUUGAA
This is a messenger RNA of Anneissia japonica, 5204 nucleotides long. Its product is annotated as U4/U6 small nuclear ribonucleoprotein Prp3-like. Gene Ontology annotation, cellular component: U4/U6 x U5 tri-snRNP complex. The record is from RefSeq and is a predicted model, not a curated record. Lineage: Eukaryota; Metazoa; Echinodermata; Crinoidea; Comatulida; Comatulidae. Bases 16 to 1938 code for a protein of 640 amino acids. The transcript is spliced from 13 exons. Gene Ontology annotation, biological process: mRNA splicing, via spliceosome.